Molecule: messenger RNA, 606 nt
Organism: Punctularia strigosozonata HHB-11173 SS5
Lineage: Eukaryota; Fungi; Basidiomycota; Agaricomycetes; Corticiales; Punctulariaceae
Product: WD40 repeat-like protein
Exons: 2
Molecular function (GO): protein binding
Source: RefSeq, a predicted model, not a curated record
GCAGUGUCCUCCGUUGCGUUCGACCACGAGGGCUCACGUAUCGCCGCCGUUUCCUACUGGCGAUCGAUCCAUAUCUUGCAUGCCGAAACCGGGAAGGCAGCACUCCCUCCAAUCGAUGGGCAUGAGCGGGUUAGAUCCGUCGCCUUCUCUCCCGAUGGAGCACGCCUCGCCUCGGGCUCUGAGGAGGGCACGAUUUGCUUUUGGUCGGUCCAGGACGUUGGGUCUCCCACAAACGGACACAACGACAAGAUCUACUCCGUCGCCUUCUCUCCCGACGGGACUCGCAUCGUCUGCGGAUCACAGGACAGGACAACCCUCAUAUGGACCUUGAAUACAAAGACGGUCAGGCCCGCCGACGAGCCACUGCGAGGCCACGCUUCGGGCGUGUCUUCAGUAGCGUGGCCGCCCAGGGGAAAACGGAUCGUCUCCGGAUGGGCGGAUAAGACGAUCCGCAUCUGGAAUGCGCGGUCCCGUAGGAUGCCGCUGAAGCCCUUGCAAGGCCAUUCGCUUGCAGUAACCUCCGUGGCCUUCUCUCCGGAUGGCAAGCAUAUCGUCUCGGGCUCCUAUGACGGCACAAUACGGGUAUGGGAUACCAAAACGCGCUGA